UGCGAGCGGAGGACUGGCCCCUCUCCCGGCUGGGAGCUCCGGCGGAGCGGAGGCGCGACGGAGAGCACGAGCACAGGGUGGAGAGUGGGGAGCGGACCGCCAGAGAGGGGCAUUGCGGAGAGCGAGGGCCAGACCGAGCCGCCCCAGAGGACCGAUGCGCCGGGUGGGGCGCUGGCCCCGGAGGGCGUGAGCCGCCCGCAGAUUGAGCAACUUGGGAACGCGCGGGCGGAGCGCGGGCAAGCCGGGCGCCCGGGACAGUCCUGCGGCGGGCGGGUGAACCGACCGCGUCCUCGCCCCUCCCGGGCCUGCCCCCGCCGCAGCUGGCAGCGCGGAGAUGAGGAAACUGAGGUUCAGAGAAGCUAAGUGACUUGCCUAAAGGCAUCUAACCAGUGGAUGGAAGGACGAUGCUUCCCUGGCAUCUGCAAAGCUUCCUGAAGGCUUGCUGUUUCCUUCUGCCCCCGUGUUGGUUUUUGGAGGUGUCCCUGCUGAAGUGACAGAGUUCUCCCAUGUGAAACCCCAAGGUGCCUUUGAGGAAAGUUGUCUGGACCUCCUUAUGGGCAGAUGGAGAAGUGGGCUCCCCACACCCUCUCUGUCCCCAGCUGAGAUUAUGGUGGAUUUGGGAUACGGCCCAGGCCUGGGCCUCCUGCUGCCGACCCAGCCCUGCAGGCAUUAGCGAGGACCCUGCACUGUCCCCCUCCUCAGAGACCACCCCUCCUACCAGGGGCCUGGAGCCGGCCAGUGACUAUGCGGCUUGGGCUGUGUGUGGUGGCCUUGGUUCUGAGCUGGAUGCAUCUCACCGAGGGCAGCCGGGGGAUCAAGGGGAAGAGGCAGAGGCGGAGUGGAAAUUCCAAUCUCCUCACUUCCCGUCUUUGUGGGAGCCUGGGAAAGAUAAAGGUUCUCCUAUGGCCACCUUCUCACCCUUGUUGCACCCUUGCAGUCAGUGUUGAGGGGAGCCAGACCUGUUCCAAAGGCUGCGAGCUCUGCUCUGAGGUCAACGGCUGCCUCAAGUGCUCACCCAAGCUGUUCAUCCUGCUGGAGAGGAACGACAUCCGCCAGGUGGGCGUUUGCUUGCCUUCCUGCCCGCCUGGAUACUUCGAUGCCCGCAACCCUGACAUGAACAAGUGCAUCAAAUGCAAGAUUGAGCACUGCGAGGCCUGCUUCAGCCACAACUUCUGCACCAAGUGUAAGGAGAGCUUGUUCCUGCACAAGGGCCGCUGCCACCCGGCCUGUCCCGAGGGCUCCACAGCUGCCAGUGGCACCAGGGAGUGCAGCAGUCCUGUGCAAUGUGAAAUGAGUGAGUGGUCCCUUUGGGGGCCGUGCUCCAAGAAGAAGAAGCUCUGUGGUUUCCGGAGGGGCUCUGAGGAGAGGACACGGAGGGUGCUGCAUGCUCCCGGGGGAGACCAUGCCAUCUGCUCUGACGUCAAGGAGACCCGGAGGUGCACAGUGCGGAGGACGCCCUGUCCUGAGGGGCAGAAGAGGCGGAAGGGAGGCCAGGGCCGGCGGGAGAGCGCCAACAGGAACCCGAGCAGGAAGGAGAGCAAGGAGGCGGGCGCCGGCUCUCGGAGACGCAAGGGCCAGCAACCGCAGCAGCUAGGGCCGGCGGGGCCCGUCACACCUGCUGGGCCCACCUAGGGACGCUCUUCAGCCUCCACGCUCACGCAGAAAGAAUCCAGCGCUGCUCUGUGUUUUGACAGCUUUACUGAACUGGAGCCCCGGGGCAAAGCGUACACACACUCUCCAUAUACACAUGGGAGCACUGGUGCACACGCAGACCCCAUGCCCAAAUGUGCAGCCACCAUACAGGCACACGUGUGCAUACACAUGAACAGUCAAGGCCACCAGAAGGCACUUCAUCCCUCGGACGUCCCUGUUUGAACAGGGCGGGGAAGCAGAGGGGUCAUCUCUGCCUGGCAGAGGGCCUAGUGGCACACACAUGGUUUGCGAUGCCUCCAAUGGAUGUGCCAGAGAGAACAUCUCCCAGCAUCCAACCCCAAACCUUGCAGAGUGGAGCCUUCUGGAGGAGCUGGUUGGACCAGCCCAGUGUGGCAGACAGGAGCCAAAGCUUGAGGACUGCUCGGCCUUCCCAGCUGUGUGGCUUUAUCCUUGGAGAAGACUGUUAGACACCUCGGAUCCGUAUCAGGGCUGCCCUGCUCUGAAAACUGCUUAAAGGUUUAUUUCAAAUUAAAACCAAAACUAAAUGAGAACAGUAGCCACAGGCACCACAUUCCUUUUCAGGGUUACAGGGAUUGGUGGGGUACAUGGGAGCAGGAAGGGACAGGGCUGAAUUUCAAGAGACACCCUCCCCCCAACCCCAGUGGCCUCCUAGACAGAGGAUCCAGAGAAGGAAGAAAAUUUUAGGGAUAUUUGGAAGCGGGUAACCAGCUUCACCACAUCCUUGUCACUCAAGAGUGUGGUCCAUGAACCAGCAUUGAUAUUUUCACUGGGCAGCGUGUUAAAAAUGAGAAUCUCAGGUCCCAUCCCAGGCCUGAUGGACCACAGUCUACCUUAUAACAAGGUUUCAGGUGACUGGCGUGCACACUCAGGUUUGGGAAGCACUGCUCUAGGUACCUCUAAGGAUGGAACAAGGUCUGGCCAAGUCCAGCCAGAAUUUUGGGCAGCUCUAAAAGAAGACUUUCUGUCUGGGAGAGGUAGCAUCUAGAUAGUAAAGCACUAGAGUGGCACACGUGGAAGGAGGGAGUGAUCAGGCUCUGUGAGAUGGUGGGGGAUAAUGGGACCCAAAUGCAGAACAGUGGAUGGAAUGACCCCUUGUGACAUUCUGAACUGUCCACUGAUAGCCAUUCAUACACCAGGCUCUGGACUAAGUAUUUGGUUUCCAGAGGAGAGCCAGACAUGGGCCUUGCUCUCAUGGAGCUUAGAGCUUAGUAGGGGUGACAAGUGUGAAUCAACUAAUCAUUCAAAAAAAUGUAUAACUACAAAUGGGUGGAGUUGAGGGCAGGCAACCACUGGCAUGUAAACGUAGCUAUGAAAGUGAAUAGAAGUGAAUAAAAAUUAAAGACUUUAUCUCAGGGAAGCUUUCCAGAGGAGGUGAUAUUUAAGCCAAGCUCUGAAGGAUGAGUAGGAGGAGUUAAGACAAAGAGAAGGAAUGGUAUUAUUCUAGACCAGUGCUGUCCGAUAGAAAUAGAAUAUGAGCCACUUAGGUAAUUAAAAUUUUUUCUAGUAGCCAUAUCUAAAGAGAAAAAAGAAACAGGUGAAGUUUUAAUUGUAUCUUUUAUUUAACCAAACAUAUGCCAAAUGUUACCUUCUUUUUGACAUGUAAUCAAUAUAAAAAAUUAUUGAGAGCUUUUACAUUCUUUUUUUUUUUUCAAACCAAGUCUUCAACAUUCUUUGUGUAUUUUUAUACUUUAUGGCAUAUCUUAAUUUGGAUAUGAAGUUUUUACUAGAAAUAUUUGACCUGUAUUGAGAUUUUAUAAAAAUAAGAGUUGAAAGGUAGAUCCACAUACUCAGCUUGUUUCAGGAAUAGUUAACAGUUUGUCAAUCAUUAAAUUGAACAUAUUUUUAAAAUUUAAAUUUAAUUCAUUAAAAUUCAGUAACAUUGACAAUUUGGUUCUUCAAUUGCACGAGCCAUGUUUCAAUGCUCACUAGCCACAUGUGGCUACUGGCUACCAUAUUGGACAGCAUAGUUCUAUACAGAGGGCAUAGCACAUGCAGUGUGGUAGAUGGCACAAUGUCUUGUGGCAGAAAGGCACUUAUUGUUCAAGGAGCUGAAAGAAAGCCAAUAUAGCUGGGAAGGCCUGGAGGGCGAGUGAGGUGAGAUGGUUCCAGAAAGGUCUCCUGGAGUUGGGUCUUUAUUCUCAGAGCCAGGGGAGGGUGCCGAAGAGUUGUAAGCAGCAGGCCAAGAUGACUAGAUUUGCAUUUUGCAGAGACCAUGUUGGCUGCAGUGUAGUUGUCAGACCGGAGGGAAGCUGCUCAGGAGGCUGUUUCUGUUGUCCAGGUGAUCGAUGUUGGAGGUUUGCAUUAGGGCAGUGGCAGUGCACACGGGGAGAGAGUGCCCAAAGUAAAGGUAUUUGGCGAAUAGUGUCGGUGAUGAUCUGGAUAUGGAAGGAAGGAGAAAGGGAGGGGAGGUGUCAAGGACAAAGUCCCUGUUUUGGGCUCUAACACCCAGAUAGAUGAUGGCGCUGUAUUCUGAGAUGGGGAGCCCAUGGGAAGAUCAGUUUGGGAGGACAAGGAGGAGCAUAACUUUGGCUUUGAUCAUGUUGAGUGUGAGGUGCCUCUGAGACACCCUAGCGAAGAUGGCAAGUAGAGCUGGAACAGAAACUGGUUUGGAGAAGAUAAUUGAGGCUGUGGGCUGGGAAGAGGCCAACUAAGAAGAGUACUGAGUGAAGAGAGGUUCAGGACUCAGCUCUGCGGCCUGAGUGUGAAGGUCGGAUGAGGGCGGAUCCGUCAGCAACAAAGUCAGAGAAGGCUCAGGCAAGAGGAAAACCAGGGGAAUGUCAUGUUCCAGAAGCCAGCAAGGCUAUUAAGAGACGGAGCAAAGAAGGACUGGACGUUACUACUGGACUUACAACAUGUGUGGCAAUCAUAACUGUAGCAAGAGCUGUUUGGAGAGGCUGAUGGAGGGAGAAAUCAGUACAAACAAUUCCUUCAGGAGGUUUAGCUGAGAAAAGGAGAGAGAAGUAGGACAGGGGCUGGAAAGAUAUGGGGGAAGAGUCUUUUCUUUUUUUAGGUGGGAAAGAUCUGAGAAUGGUUAAAACCUGCUGGUAAUGGUCCAGUUAAAAGAGGUUGAAUACAUGGGGAGAGAGAAGGUAAAACAGUGGUGGAUGGCUCCUGGGGGCCGGACAGCUCUGCCCGAGCAAGGGGAGGGUGGUGCUGGUGUGGGAAGGCUGGGGCGUCAGGAAGGUGGGGGAACCUCAGGUUUGUGCCCCUGACACUCUGUAGGCCUCAUCCCCCCUGUGCCUGAGAGCCCUGCCCUGCUGGUCAGGAUUUGGGGACCGUGCUGGAGCCUAGGGGGUCAUGGGCUGCCCAUGGGCACUUCUGGCCUGCACCCAGCUCCUCACUGUGCCCCCUCUUCUUGACCCUGGCUCUGCCUUUGCCAUCCCCUCUGGCCCUAGCGGUCAUCUGUCUCUGGUUUUGGCCUCUCCGCCUUUGCCCCUCCCUGUUCCUCUGACUCGGUCCUCUUCUCUGCCCCUCUUUCUGUCGCCCUGUCCUUCCCUGGCCCCACCUCAGCUUCUGAUCUUGUGUGUGUGCCAUAUUGCUUCUCUCUGCUUUACCGUCUCCUCUGGGUAUCACUCCUCAGUCCCCAUAUGUCUUGGCUAUCUCUGGCUCUGAUUUGUCCCAAUCUCCCAGAUCCCUAGGUCCUCCCUACUCAAAGUGUGGCCAUGGGUCAGCAAUCUCAGCUAACUGGGGUUAAAAAUGCAGGCUCUCAGGCUCUUCCCAGACCUGAAGAAUCAGGAUUUGCUUUGUAACAGAUCCACCAGGUGAUUCAUGCGCAUGUUAACUGUUUGAAAAGCACUGCCUUAAGCUGUGCUCUGAAACAACGUCAAAGCAAAAAUCAAUACUCUUAGCAACAUGGAAUGAUUUGGAGCUCCCUGUAUCUCCUGUCACUCUGGUGAUGUUCUGAGGCAUUCAGCUUCCCUGCAUCACCCCCCUGAACUUCCCAAAGCUGCUCCUGAAGCUCUCUGCAGCUAAAGGAGGGAACAUAAUGCAGGCUUCAGGAGCUUUCACAUCUUCAGAAUGACUGAGGGGAGGGAAGAGGGAAUUCUCUUGAUACUGAUCCUCUGGGAGUUCCAGAUGCAGUCCCAGGGCAUCCCUGAAAACAGCCCCAUCUGGAUCUACCCCUGUAUGUCUCCAUCUGUCAUCUGUCCUUUCAAGUCUAAGAAUGUUGUUUAGAGCUGAGGUGGGUGUGGGUUUCAAGAUGAGGGACGGGUACCUGCGCACAGUCCUAAAAGCAGCCCACCUGAGGCCAGAGACCAGAAAGACUGAUCAGAGGUUACACCUAGUGACUUUCAGAAUGAGCCGGUGCUGGAGAGAGGGAGUCACGUCAAGAUUCCUAACCCUGCUCCCAGGUUUAGGUAACAAUAGCACAUGGUUUGUAUGUGGUCAUUAAACGCCCACACUGCCAUUUGGAAAAUGUUAGCUUUUUCCUCUAUGGGGUCGCAGAGCUGCCCAGACUAACACAUUUCCGCCCACCUUACCCAGUGCCAGCUCUGCUGUAUUUCAGACCAAGUCUCCAGAGAAUGGAUUUGUUUUCCAUUUCAGUAUUUUGGGUGAUGGGGUUGCAUUCUCUGCAUUUGUUUUUUAAAUAGUUUUAUUUCCUUCCUCUGGUUUGUUUGGUUUGGUUUGGUUUAGAAGCACUGAGAGGGAAUUUAGGAAAAAGGGUUGGCUUCCUGGGCCCUGAUUCAAGUCCCUGACACAGGGCCAGUAAUCCAGGUGCUGGUUGUUUUGCCCCUGACUCCUCCAGCUAUGGUCCAGACCAGAUUUAAACAGACAACAGGUAGCAACCCUGGUGAAAGGUGGUAAGAAAGGAGAAAAACAAUCCGAGAGAACAGGUUCCAUUUUAAGGAUUAAACUGAUUCCCUACAAAGGGGCCUAGUGAAGUGAGCCAGGGCAGAAGCCUGGUUUAUAGGGGAGGAGAGCAGAGCUGAAGAUCAGGUGCCUCGGGGUUGCUGAGACCGAGCAAAUCAGAGCUGGGUGCACCUGCUCUAGUGUGGUGUGCCUCCUGGCUCUCCCGAGGAAAGAGCUGACCAAGGGUGAAGAAUAAGCAGGCUUGAGCUGGAGGCUUGGUUGAGGUUCGCUUGGCAUCCGAGAGACCCUAGGGGAGCAGCCAUUGAUGAGGAUGGCUACUAGAGGCAGACCUGCUUUUCCUGGCCCCCUAGCCUACCAGGGUGGUGGUGAGGAGGGUGAGAGACCCACCACUAUGGCUAGAGAAGGUGGCUUGGGUCCUACCCUAGAGCCUUCCAGAACUUAAGUAGGAAAUUGCGAAACGGCUACAUUUUGAAAGAGAAAGUAUGUGAAAUAUGGUUCCUCCCUCGCCUGUACGCUCUCCCAGAGCUUGGUGCAGGGAGGUGGGUGAGAUGGAUUCCUGGCUAGACUCAGUCUGGUGUGGAAAAGAAGGCGGAGCCAAACCCCCAAGGGCCCCUCAGGCUAGGCCACAGCAGCUGCUAGCCUUUGGUUAUUGAUUAUUGUUAUUGGGAUGUCCUUUUUUCCAUCUGUUGAGUAUCAGCCUGGCCUAUGCAGAGGACUGGCUCCUUCCCCUGGCUGAAAGGGCUGGCUUCUGAGGGCUCCCUCUGCAACCCAAUAUGUACCAUUGGUGGCUGAUUAGAUAUUUGGAAUGUCUUCAGGUCGAGCCAGGCCUGUCCAUAAAAACGGGAGGCAUUUUGGCAGUUCCAAGGCCCCUGGCACCCAGUCUUGGCAAUGGCCCGGCUGUCUUCUUCAAGGCGCUGGGGUGGGAUCCGCGCCAGCAUGCUUCCCUGGGAAACAUCGAAGUGAGUUAAAGUCAACAAUGAGUUCAUCUCCAAAAGAAUAAGCCGGCAGCCUUCAGGGCAGGGGAAUCAGAGGAGGGGGAGCAGGGAUUCGCGGUGGAGGGGGUUAAGUGAUGCUGGAACAGCCAGACGAGAUCCAAGCCUGUCAACCAAGCUGGCAACUCAAGGAACAAAGGAAAGUGCUUUCCCAGGCCAGCCCUGGAAAGCUCACUUGGAAAUGGUGGUGACAAUGAGUGUGUCACAAUCUCAGGGACCGUGGGAAGUGUCCUCUUGAGGAUUGCGAGCUGGAGCAAGACGCUACGUGGAACGAGGCUGAGGUGGUGGGCUUGGUGGAUGGCUCUGUGAGCUCUGGCUUUGCUGGCCCCAGGCCUGCCUUGUGGGCACAUGAGGGUGGACAUUUGGACAGGUGAGCGCCAGCCUCAUCUUGGAGGAUGGGAGCAGGAGGCCUCAGGUGUCCAGGCCCAGUGAAAAGAAGGCUCAGGAUUGCAGAAUUUAGCAUUUUAAUCUGAACAUCUCUAUUAUUAGAUUUAUCUCUGAGGGCUUUAUGUUUGGAUAAUGGUUCCUGAUUUGAGCCAGUGUCUCACUUCUGUGACCUUUAUCAUUUGGGGCCUGAGGAAACCACAUCCUAAUGGGCAUCUGAUGGCUCUCUGCUCACUUGAUCUGAUGCACUGCAGAGCUGGGGAGCCCAUAGCAGAGGAAAGCCAGAAGUGAGCUGCACUCUGGGACCAGCCUGAAGCCGGAGCUACCUCUCUUUGGGCACCAAGGAGAGUCCCAGCCUGCUGGCCACAUCAAGCAUUAGGCUCCAAGUGGAGGAAAGAGAGCACCAUCUCCCCACUUGGGACAGAAAAGCUCAGUGAUGGUCCAGCAGCAGCCCGUGCCUGCUGAGAGCCAUGUAACCCAUCUGGUUCAGACUCCAGAUGUGCUCCAGGGGCUGGGAGACCAGCAACAACUGCCUGAAUAGAUACGUGGCCUUUCUUCCAAGGGCAGAACCAUUGCCGAUGGACUGGGUUUGAUUUCUCUCAUGCCCUAGAUUCAUUCUCACAAGAUAUUUUAUUGUGCGAGGUAUUUGCCUACCAAGCAUAUUUACAAUUCUUUUCCUGCCACCAAACCAACAAAACGUCCACAGACAUCGUAUCUCCAUUUCUCAUAAGCACAUUCUCAGCACAUUCCCAUGGUUUACCCUUCUCCUACUUCCCUAUUUUCUUUAAAAACCUGCUUGACCUUUUUGGUCCUUCUAUUUCCUCUCCAUGUUGUCUGACUGGCAUUUCUGUUUUUAUGGCCGCCUGCCACCACCACCCUUUAUCUUCCUUUCCUUUUGAAGUGCAGCCACAGGUUCUUUACAGCCUCAGCUUGCCUAGUCCUAUUUCCCCUGUAUAUUUGACUAGUUGCAUUUGUCUUUUGGUAUUACAUGCUAGAUGUUUGUUGAAUGAAUGAAGAAUAGUGAAUGAAUGAAAAGGUCCUGCUGGAAUGGGUUUGUUCUCAUAUAAUUCCUACUGAGCAUGGUAUUGAUAGCGCCUACUCCUUUUUCUCCAGGGAAGCAAAAUAAGGCCAGCAUCAAAGUUCAUUAGGGCACUGGACCAAAAACAGCCUGACCUUGAUCUUUAUGUCAUUUGGCCACACUGGUUGUGACAGCCCAGUUUUCCAGAAUCAUCUCCUGCCUCUCCAAUGCCCCAACCCAUUUACUCUUCUACUCAGAGCUGCUCCAUGGUGCGCAAUGCAAAUGAACUUUCGUAUUGUCAGUGCCUUUGUUCAUGUUCUUCCUUCCCCCUAAAAUGUGCUUUGCCCAUCCUCCCUUCUGUGGACAUUCUACUCAUUUUUUAUACCCAGAUAAAAUUGUUAUGUGAGGAAGCUCCCCUUACUGAUAGUUUCUCCCUACUCUGUGUUUCAGUGGAUGGUCUAUACACCUUUGUCACAUCUACAUGAAUGUCCCCAGCCCAGUGUCGGAUCCAGAGAGCAUUCCCUGUCCUUACCCAAGUCUCGAGAAGUUGUGGGUACAGUUGAGACAUACUUAUAAUAGCAAUGGUAAACAUUUAUAUAGCACUGACACUAAUCUAAGCCCUUUACUUACAUUGCCUCACUGAAUCCUCAGUACAGCCCUGUGAAGGGGAUAUUAUUAUUAUGCCCAUUUUACAGAUGAAGAUACUAAGACACAAACUGGUAAAGGGAUGUGACCAAGGGCACACAGCUAACACAUGGCAGAGCCACGAUGUGAAGUCAGGUGGUUUGGCUAUGCCAUCCCCUAGCUCUGUGAGAACUCACCUUUUGCCUGCCCUCUUCUCCACCUGCGUGCCAUGAUACCCAGCCUGUUCAGAUCUUACUUGUUUAGUGGGAAGAGGAGAGGGAUCCAGGGGAUGGAUCACACAUGCUUACACAGAAUGCCACAGGGUCCUCACGAGCAGCUACCAGGCCCUGCCUCUCCAGUGCCUCACCGGUGCCCACUGCCCAUGAAGCUGCUCAGGACUGUCUCACCCCCACACGGCUGCCAGCGUGUGUGUCAGCGUCGGCCCCGGGACCGCCUCAGACACUGCUCCCGAAGCUGCCCACCCGAGAGCAGCCCCCGAAGAGCCUGGACCAUGUCAGGCCAAGUCUCUCUUCUCUACCUGUGUCAUGUUUUGCCUCAAGGUCACCAAAGCUGGUCUCACAAAGACUGUACAAAGGGACUCUUUGGAUUUCUGCCUGAAGCCCCUUUCUCCUUUGUGCUUAGAAAAGAAAUCCCGGGCCUCAGCCAGAGGACAGACCAGCGCUGCUCCUCCCAGACCCUCUUUUCUCCUGUGCACAGGCUCGCUCUGCCCACUCCACUCACCCAUGAUCUUUAAACCUGUGCAGAGAGCCCCGUUCAGGUCCUCUAAAGCAUCAGCUACACUCUGAUGUGUAGUGGAACCCCUAUGUUUGAAUCUCCAAGGCAGAAAAAAUUAAAUGUCUCUCCAUAUUGGUACCGGCAACAUUCUCAGAGGGCAGUGGCGACAGACAAUCAGCUCAUCAGUUAUGUGCCUGUUCAAUGCACAGAACAUACACCUGAGCCCUAUAGGACUGGUCAUGGCAAGCUGUUACUUCAGGGGACCAGGCAGCUGCUACUCAUCUCUGCCAUCACAGUGUAAAAGCAGUCAUAGACCAUAUGUAAACAACUAGUGUGGUUGUGUUCCAAUAAAACUUUAUUUAUGAAUCCUGA
Molecule: messenger RNA, 10608 nt
Organism: Manis pentadactyla (Chinese pangolin)
Lineage: Eukaryota; Metazoa; Chordata; Mammalia; Pholidota; Manidae
Gene: RSPO1
Product: R-spondin 1
Exons: 7
Coding region: 745-1632 (295 amino acids)
Source: RefSeq, a predicted model, not a curated record